Messenger RNA from Rubroshorea leprosula, 1345 nucleotides. Lineage: Eukaryota; Viridiplantae; Streptophyta; Magnoliopsida; Malvales; Dipterocarpaceae. The record is from the annotation of a GenBank genome assembly.
ACUACUUUACCCACCUUUACCCAAAAUACCUAAAAUACCCAAAAUACCUUGUCCAAUUCGUCCAUGCCAUCUUCUGGACAAACCAUUCCUUCCGCAUCUACUGUUCUGGUGCUGGUGUCAUCCAGUGGUUCUUCUGUUGAAAAUCUUGUUGUUCCAUCAUGCUCCAGUAGUGCUUUGUCACCUUUUCUUGUCAAGGAAUCUUCUCCUGCAGUUCGUCGACAUCCUAUGGUAACAAGGUCUCAAGAUGGUACUCGUCGAGUGCAUACUUUACCUUCUUUGUUGUCCAUUGCUGUUCCUAUUCAAGAGCCAAAGUCUUUCUCUCAUGCUGUUUGUUCUCUUGAAUGGUGUACAGCCAUGGUUAAAGAAUAUUCUACUCUCUUGAGUAUGUUUCUCAAUCAAUCCAAAUAUAUUCUUGAGCUACUUGAGAGAGCUGGUAUAAAGGAUUGUCAAGUUGUAGCCACUCCUCUUGAUUCUAAAAAGAAGUUAGCUGCUACUGAUAGUCUGCCAUAUUUUAAUCUUUCUGGUUAUCGUAGUAUUGUGGGUGCACUGCAAUAUGCUACUUUUACUCGCUGGGAUAUUGCCUUUGCUGUUCAACAAAAGCAAUCUACAGUUUCUCAUUCUAGUGCUGAGGCAGAAUACUGUGCUCUUGCUAAUGCAGUGGCGAAAGCCACUUGGGUUCACCAACUUCUAUCUGAGUUGUCACUUUUCCUUUCCUCUCCUACAACUGUUUAUUGUGAUAAUAUUAGUGCUUUACAUAUGUCCUCCAAUCCUGUUCAGCAUCACCGGACCAAUCAUAUUGAGAUUGACUUGCAUUUUGUGUGGGAAAAGGUUGCUUCUCAACUUGUUCAGUUGCACCAUGUUCCUACUUGUCAUCAAUGGGCUGACAUCUUGACCAAAGCACUUCCAAUUCAGCAAUUUAGUUCAUUACGUACCAAUUUGAGCAUUCUUUCUCAUAUCGCUCAAAGUGAGGGGGGAUGAUAGAAUAUAUUUAUGUAUUGGGGUAAUUAUGUCAUUUAGCAUUGUAUUUUUUGUAUAUAUAUACAGUUUUCUAAUGAGAAGAAACCACGGUAUUUUACUCUGUUUCAGUUGUUAAGUUUCAUAAAGCUCCAGGGCGAUUGUAAUGGUAGACCGCAGAGAUUCUUCCAACUCUGAGUCGUAGUUCUUUUUAUUUUUAUUUUUUUUUCUCUAUCUAUGAUUCAAAGUAUCAUCUUUGCAGAUUCACUUGUAUUCGAUAUAUUCUGCAAUUUUUGUUCUUUGAAAUUGUGAAGGCAAUUACACACAUCUCCUCACCUUCAGAGUGUAUGGUUAUUGCCCUAUUGUGGGGAAAUAAAAAAAAAAUCUCUUU